This is a messenger RNA of Lytechinus pictus (painted urchin), 1854 nucleotides long. RefSeq names its product sodium- and chloride-dependent GABA transporter 1-like. NCBI's taxonomy places the organism in Eukaryota, Metazoa, Echinodermata, Echinoidea, Temnopleuroida, Toxopneustidae. Gene Ontology annotation, cellular component: plasma membrane. Gene Ontology annotation, molecular function: gamma-aminobutyric acid:sodium:chloride symporter activity. The record is from RefSeq and is a predicted model, not a curated record. The transcript has 14 exons. Bases 34 to 1854 code for a protein of 606 amino acids. Gene Ontology annotation, biological process: sodium ion transmembrane transport.
AUAUUGGAUUAGUUUACAACCCAUUUUACGAAGAUGUCGACUCCGGUAGCGAUGGAUCGAGAAAAAUGGAGCUGGAAAUUGGAUUUUCUAGCUACAAACAUCGGUUUUGUAGCAUGUUUUGAGAAUAUAUGGCGCUUCCCUUAUCUCUGCUACUCUAACGGAGGCGUGAUGUUCCUCAUCCCGUAUGUUCUGUGUGUGUUCUUCAUCGCGAUGCCUCUUAUGUUCUUGGAGAUGGCUCUUGGCCAGUACACCGCUUCGGGAUCCCUCAAAGCUUGGAGAAUUAGUCCACUUUUUAGGGGUAUUGGCAUAGCUUCUACCGUGGUGCUGUUUUGGCGUAGCACCAUAUGCAACGUCAUCUUGGCUUGGACUCUGUAUUACCUCUACAGCUCCUGUAUAGGGAGUGAACUUCUCUGGACGAGAUGCGAUCAGGCAUGGAACACAGCCAAUUGUCUUGAACCUGGUUAUGAAUGGGGAUGCGUCAACGGAACAUACAUUCCUGUCAACAGACACGAUACUCCACCGGACUACUACUACUCCGACAGUGACAUAGAUUAUCGAUCAUAUUCAAGCGAAUGCGGGGAUCCCCCUUUAAUGUCAUUUCCAGAAGGAGAAUUCUGGCGAAACCACGUGUUGGAGCAACCGGGAUAUUAUGAUCAUGACGGGACGUUUAACAUUGGAGGGGUCACUGGGCACCUUGCCAUAACGCUUUUCCUAGCGUGGAUGCUGAUAUACUUUUGCCUAUUGAUAGGCGUGGGAUGGACCGCUAAGGUGUUUUAUCUCACCGUUCCCGUAAUUCACCUAGUGCUUUUUGUCUUUAUGAUACGCGGAGUAACUUUACCAGGUGCGGCUGAGGGUGUAUUGUUUUAUCUCAGUGAGGAUAAAACCAUCCUCGCAUACCCACGGGUGUGGCUAGCUGCUGCAAGAGAGGUUUUCUGCUCCUUCUCGAUUGGUCUUGGAGCUUUCACAACCCUUGGAAGUUACAAUAAAUUCGACUACAAUUUUUACAGGGAUAGCAUGAUCGUAUCGUUUCUGAAUGUGAUGACGAGUAUUUAUGGCGGUGUCAUCGUCUUUUCAUUCAUUGGCUUCGCAUCGUACGCAAGCGAAUUACCAAUUAAUACAGAAGCCGUGCCAGGUACUUAUCUAUUUUAUGAGGUCUUUCCGCGUGCGUUUGCUCUAAUGCCUGGAUCAAGAGCGUGGGCUAUUCUAUUCUUCCUAGUCGUUCUACUGAUCUGGUUUAACUCUCAGCUUGUUACGGUGAAAUCGUUCAUUGCGUCUGUCACGGAUGUGCUCCCUUCGUGGCUCCAAGGCGGAUACUACCCUGACAUCGUCGUGUUUGGACUCUGUGUAUUACAAUUUCUAAUCGGUAUUCUCAUGGUUACCGAGGGUGGGACAGAUAUAGUACUGAACUACGUCGAUUAUAUGUACUAUGAGGUGUAUUCAUUACCCCUUGUUUGGAUCUGCUUUCACGAGAGUGUCGCUAUCGGAUGGUUUUAUGGAUUUAGACGGUUCUCAUCACACAUUACAGAGAUGUUAAAAUGGCGGCAGAUCCCAUGGUACUUGAUUGGCUGGAUUGUCACCUGUCCUAUUCUUUCUAUGCUUGUAUGGAUUAUCGACAUCUAUCUUAUAGUGUUCGACGAGGUUCACACUGACUACUGGAACAAGCAGAUUCGCAUGAUCGGCUACAUAAUUGCAGCAUCUUCCAUGUUAUGGAUUCAUGUUGUGAUGAUAUACACAGUUGUCUACCAAUUGGUCAAAGGGGAUGGGCCUAUUCUCAAGAGGCUGAAAUUGGCCAUCCGCCCCGCUGUUACACCAAACAACGACAGAGAGGAACUAGUUGGAAUGGAAAUGACAUAA